This is a messenger RNA of Nyctereutes procyonoides (raccoon dog), 3567 nucleotides long. Its product is annotated as zinc finger protein 791-like. Lineage: Eukaryota; Metazoa; Chordata; Mammalia; Carnivora; Canidae. Gene Ontology annotation, biological process: regulation of transcription by RNA polymerase II. The record is from RefSeq and is a predicted model, not a curated record. The transcript is spliced from 5 exons. Gene Ontology annotation, molecular function: RNA polymerase II transcription regulatory region sequence-specific DNA binding; DNA-binding transcription factor activity, RNA polymerase II-specific. Gene Ontology annotation, cellular component: nucleus. Bases 254 to 2092 code for a protein of 612 amino acids.
GCGAGCCGCGCAUCACCUCUCGCCGCCCUGAGAGGCUCCGGGAGGCGCCGCCGCCGCCUCGGGCGCCGUGACCCCCGCCGGCCGCGGCCAUCGCAUGGUGGCCGACCCGCUACCCCAGAGAGCGAGCGAUGGCCUCCUGGACUCUCAUGUUUGGUGAUGGGACUAGAAGAAAAAGCUUCCAGUUCUUCACUGUGUUUUAUUCAUUAAAACCUCAUGCAGAUUUGACCCCGUACAUCAUGGAGUGCUGAGUUAAAUGGACUCAGUAACCUUUGAGGAUGUAGCUGUGAGCUUCACCCUGGAAGAGUGGGCUUUACUGGAUUCUUCACAAAAGAAACUCUACAGAGAUGUGAUGCGGGAAACCUUCAGAAACCUUUCCUCAAUAGGGAAAAAAUGGAAAGAGCAUGACACUGAAGAUAGGGACAAUACCCAGGAGAGAAAACUAAGAAGUCAUGUGGUAGAAAAACCUUAUGAAAGCAAAGAGGGUCAUCAGAGUGGAGAAACCAUCAGCCAGACUCCAGAUCUUAAUCUGAACAAGAAAAGUCCUGGAGUACAACCACCUGAAGGUCGCCAGUGUGGAGACACCAUCACCCAAAUUCCAGAUCUUAAUCUCAACAAGAAAAGUUCUUCUGGAGUAAAACCACCUGAAGGUCGUCAGUGUGGAGAAACCAUCACCCAGAUUCCAGGUAUUAAUCUGAACAAGAAAACACCUUCUGGACUAAAACCAUGUGAAUGUAGCGUGUGUGGAAAAGUCUUUGUGCGUCACUCAUCCCUUAAUAGGCACAUCAGAUCUCACACUGGACACAAGCCGUAUGAGUAUCACGAGUAUGAAGAGAAGCCAUAUAAGUGCAAGGAAUGUGGGAAAGCCUUCAGUUACCGCAAAUCUGUUCACAGACACGAAAGGACUCACACUGGAGAAAAACCCUAUGAAUGUCAGGAAUGUGGGAAAGCUUUCACGUGGCUCACAACUUUUCGAAGACACAUGAUAACUCACACAGGAGAUGGACCUUAUAAAUGUAAGGAAUGUGGGAAAGCUUUUAGUUGUUCAACUUCAUUGCGAACACAUGAAAGGACUCACACUGGAGAGAAACCCUAUCAGUGUCAACAGUGUGGUAAAUCCCUCAGAUCCCCACUGGGUUUACGAAUACAUGAAAGAAAUCACACUGGAGAGAAACCCUAUGAAUGUAAGCAGUGUGGGAAAGCCCUCAGUUGCCCCAGUUCCUUUCGAAGACAUGAAAGGACUCACACUGCAGAGAAGCAGUAUGAAUGUAAACAAUGUGAGAAAACGUUCAGUUCUCCUCUAGGUUUGCGAAUACAUGAAAGAAUUCACACAGGAGAGAAACCUUACGAAUGUAAAGAAUGUGGGAAAGCCUUCAUUUCUCUGUCAAGCAUUCGGACACACAUGAUAACACACACUGGAGAUGGACCUUAUAAAUGUAAGGAAUGUGGGAAAGCCUUCAUUUGUCCCAGUUCCUUUCGAUCACAUGAAAGGACGCACACCGGAGAGAAACCCUAUGAAUGUAAACAGUGUGGUAAAACCUUCAGUUGGCCCAGUUCCUUUCGAAUACAUGAAAGAACUCACACUGGAGAGAAACCUUAUGAAUGUAAGGAAUGUGGCAAAACCUUCAUUUAUCGCACAACCUUUCAGGGACACAUGAGAAAGCACACUGGAGAGAAGCCCUAUAAAUGUAAAGAAUGUGGGAAAGCCUUUAUUUCUCCAUCAAGUGUUCGAACACACAUGAUCAUGCACACUGGAGAUGGGCCUUAUAAGUGUAAGGAAUGCGGGAAAGCCUUCAAUUUUCCCAGUUCAUUUCGAAUACAUGAGAGAACUCACACAGGAGAGAAGCCUUAUGAAUGUAAACAAUGUGGUAGAGCCUUCAGUUGUUACACAUCCUUUCGAACACAUGAAAAAACUCACACUGGAGAAAAACCCUAUGAAUGUAAGGAAUGUGGAAAAGCCUUCAUUUAUCGCACUACCUUUCGAGGACAUGUGAGAAUGCACACUGGAGAGAAACCAUACAAAUGUAAAGAAUGUGGGAAAGCCUUCAGUCGCCCCAAUUCAUUUCGAAGGCAUGAAAGAUCUCAUACUGAAUAGAAACUUCUUGAAUGUAAGCAGUGUGGGGAAACAUCAAUUGACCUUCAUCCUUACAUGUGAAAACCCCCAUUGGAAAGAAAUCUAAUAUAAGCAAGCCUGAUACAUGGAUUCAUGUAUAAUGCUCCAGAAAACUGUAAGAUGAAAGAAUCAUUAUAAAAGUUAUAGAUAUAUUGUCUUUAUCAGUGCCUCAUUCUUAAAGUGGAUCUUUGGGCUGUGGAUAUUUUACUACUUAUCUUUCAAAAAUGAACAUUGAGGUGAGAUAAUUCUGUAAGUACUCUAUUACUGUUUAAAGGCUAAUAGAUGUUUGUUUUCUCCUUAAAUCAGUUAAUAUUUUUCUUUUUCCAUUUUGGAGUUUGACCAUGGGUGAAUUGAAGUGGUUUCUAAAUGUGCAAGUAGGUUUAAUUUUUAUUUAAUGUCUUAUUUGAAUUAUCGAUGAAUGACACUUUAGUAUUUGUUGGGAUUUUCCUACUGGCCUUCUGUGUCAGCUACUGGAUAUCUUUUACCCAUCAUAUAUUCCAUCUUUCUUAGGAGAAAAUUCUUGUUUUGGCUUAAAAGAGCUUUAUUCUGUUUUCCUUGCUAAUAAAAAGAUGGCAUAAAUCUGUAAAUAUGCAAAGUUUAUUAUGAAGUAUAGUCUGAUCAAUUAUUUCCAUCUUUUGCCCUUUGCCAUUCCUUCUGGCUAGGAUUUGAAUAAUUAACUUUGCAUUAAGACAGACCAAUUAUCGGAUAAUAAAAUAUAGAAUUGGAGGUGGCUCUCCUAAAUUGUGUUUCGUCACUUGGGUAAUGUAAUAUAUUCUAGAAUCUGUUUCCUUUGUGAUUCUAUGUUAGUAUUUACCUGAAGCCUCACUUGCAUGAGAUUUGGAAGGCAGCAGUACUGGAGGAAUUAGGUUUCAGAGCCACCAUACAGAGAGAGACAGCUGCGUAGGAGCUUUGAGGAUACCUGCUUGCAGCUUAUUUUCCUGAUCCCUUGCCCUGCCAAUUAAGAGCAUCCUCAGAACAAUUAACUGCUCAUCUUCCAUUUCUCAGAAGUGUAGGUUUCCACACAUACCUUCACAAGUUUACAUCAAAGAUCCAUGACAGUUUGUAUUUUCCUGCAAGCCCUCAUGUGUCUACCAGGCAACUAAUUUGAACUUCAUGGUUGUUCAGACUCCCCUCUCUUCUAUACUGUAUUCAUAUUUAAGGUCUAAUUUGUGUAGUAAACACCUUGUUCUGGUAAGACUGUUAGUAACCAUGUAUUCCUGAUUCCACUAUGCUAGCUACAAUGAAUGAUGCAGUCCACAAGAACCAUAUUGGACUUUGUUCCUCUGCUGGGCUAUGCAGCCACUGUUCUGACCCUGUCUUUCCCUAUGAGAACUGGUACCUUCCUCAUAUCAGGCAGAUUAUGAAUGUUUCCCUUUGCUCACAGCUCUGCAUAAUUCCUCACUAUGUUUUCAGGUAUGUUUGAUUGUAUGUGAUUAAAAGUAAUGCAUUUGUCAAAA